Ziziphus jujuba (common jujube) is the source of this 2965-nucleotide messenger RNA. Its product is annotated as diacylglycerol O-acyltransferase 3. NCBI's taxonomy places the organism in Eukaryota, Viridiplantae, Streptophyta, Magnoliopsida, Rosales, Rhamnaceae. The transcript has 2 exons. The coding region runs from base 160 to 1317 and encodes 385 amino acids. The record is from RefSeq and is a predicted model, not a curated record.
UAAUUCCGAACUUGCCCGGAAAGUAUGAUAAACAAUAAUCCUCUUUUCUCAAGUGAAAGACAGAGGGGGACACACCCAUCGAUUAAUUCGUCAGCAAUUUGUUUCCGCUCCGCGCAAACAAAACGCGGUUGAAGUCUUGGCGUCGAAAUCUGCAGAGCGAUGGAAGUUUCAGGUGUUGUUUCCCGGCAGGUUCCGUCCUUCUCCGGCGCUGGAAUUGAUACCCACCAACCUUCUAUGCCAUUUUCCGGCGUAUCGGUCGCUCCCCGCUCUCGGCCUUUCGGCGAGCUUAGGCUUCUGGGUCAUGGGAAUUCUGGAGUUUCUUUCCGACCACCUAAGAGGUUUCCCACCGCCCUGGAUUCUGGGUUUUCCGAUAACGCCCACAUUCAGUAUUAUGUCGGUCCCAUCUGUGGUGAGAAGACGAAGAAGAAGGAGAAGAAGAAGGAUAAGGUUUUAGUUUUGGGAGCGCUGCCGACCAAGAAGAAGUUGAAAUUGCUAAGGGGGUUUGCGAACAGCUUGUCCAAGCUUUCUGAGUUGGGUUUUGGUUUGGAUGAUCUUCAGGAGGGUUUAGCCGCAGAUAUUGGAAACAAGCUGACUCCGGAAGCUUCAGAUAUAUUGCUAAAACAACUUGAACAACUAAGAGAAGAGGAGAAGGAAAUGAAGAGGAGCAGGAAAGAAGAGAAGGCCAAGCAAAAAGCUGAACGGAUGCAAAACAUGCUUGAUCAAGAAUCCUCAUCGUCCGAAUCCUCAUCAUCAUCAUCUGAAUCAAGUGAUAGUGAAUGUGGGGAGGUAGUUGAUAUGAGCGGCCUGAGAACUGAAGCCCACAUCCAACCAAAAGUAGAUGACUUGCAGCCACUUUCUCAACAACUAGCAACAUUGCCCCUCCCGAGCUUGGCCUCCACUUGCCAAGGGAAUGCAACUGAGGAACAUGGUUUAUGCUGCACUAAAAGUAGCACCGAUUAUGGCCCUUGUAGCAUUGGCCAUGUUGAUGGAAGUAUCACACUUAGAGGAGUGUCCGCCACAAGGAUUGAAGUCUGCAUGGGUAACAAGUGCAAGAAAUCAGGAGCUGCAGCAUUGUUGGGAGAAUUUGAGAGGGUGAUGGGAGUGGAAGGUGCUGUUGUAGGGUGUAAAUGCAUGGGAAAAUGCAGAGAUGGUCCCAAUGUGAGGGUUUUGAAGACUCAAAAGCAGAUAGGAGUAGAUGACUCUAUUAAGACUGUAGCUAACCCUUUAUGCAUUGGGGUUCGGUUGGAAGAUGUGGAUGGUAUUGUGGCUGGUUUAUGUGGGGAAGAGAGGAAACAUUUGAGUUUAGCUACGGCUUAGGCUCUUUGUCGAUCCAAUAAGGGGGCAAAUAUGGUGUCUUAUGUCAUGAAAGUCUUAUGCUGUUGUUGGGAUGUCCAAAAGUCCCCUUUUUUUUAUUAUUAUUAUUAGUUUUUUGUAACCGCUGAGUAGUUUAUAAGUAAUGUAAAUAGAAUAGUUUAUAGCAAUUAUAUUAUUCAUUUCUGUGUCUUGCUUUUUGGUUCAUUCUAAAUGUGAGGGUUUUGAAGACUCAAAAGCAGAUAGGAGUAGAUGACUCUAUUAAGACUGUAGCUAACCCUUUAUGCAUUGGGGUUCGGUUGGAAGAUGUGGAUGGUAUUGUGGCUGGUUUAUGUGGGGAAGAGAGGAAACAUUUGAGUUUAGCUACGGCUUAGGCUCUUUGUCGAUCCAAUAAGGGGGCAAAUAUGGUGUCUUAUGUCAUGAAAGUCUUAUGCUGUUGUUGGGAUGUCCAAAAGUCCCCUUUUUUUUAUUAUUAUUAUUAGUUUUUUGUAACCGCUGAGUAGUUUAUAAGUAAUGUAAAUAGAAUAGUUUAUAGCAAUUAUAUUAUUCAUUUCUGUGUCUUGCUUUUUGGUUCAUUCUAAAUGUGAGGGUUUUGAAGACUCAAAAGCAGAUAGGAGUAGAUGACUCUAUUAAGACUGUAGCUAACCCUUUAUGCAUUGGGGUUCGGUUGGAAGAUGUGGAUGGUAUUGUGGCUGGUUUAUGUGGGGAAGAGAGGAAACAUUUGAGUUUAGCUACGGCUUAGGCUCUUUGUCGAUCCAAUAAGGGGGCAAAUAUGGUGUCUUAUGUCAUGAAAGUCUUAUGCUGUUGUUGGGAUGUCCAAAAGUCCCCUUUUUUUUAUUAUUAUUAUUAGUUUUUUGUAACCGCUGAGUAGUUUAUAAGUAAUGUAAAUAGAAUAGUUUAUAGCAAUUAUAUUAUUCAUUUCUGUGUCUUGCUUUUUGGUUCAUUCUAAAUGUGAGGGUUUUGAAGACUCAAAAGCAGAUAGGAGUAGAUGACUCUAUUAAGACUGUAGCUAACCCUUUAUGCAUUGGGGUUCGGUUGGAAGAUGUGGAUGGUAUUGUGGCUGGUUUAUGUGGGGAAGAGAGGAAACAUUUGAGUUUAGCUACGGCUUAGGCUCUUUGUCGAUCCAAUAAGGGGGCAAAUAUGGUGUCUUAUGUCAUGAAAGUCUUAUGCUGUUGUUGGGAUGUCCAAAAGUCCCCUUUUUUUUAUUAUUAUUAUUAGUUUUUUGUAACCGCUGAGUAGUUUAUAAGUAAUGUAAAUAGAAUAGUUUAUAGCAAUUAUAUUAUUCAUUUCUGUGUCUUGCUUUUUGGUUCAUUCUAAAUGUGAGGGUUUUGAAGACUCAAAAGCAGAUAGGAGUAGAUGACUCUAUUAAGACUGUAGCUAACCCUUUAUGCAUUGGGGUUCGGUUGGAAGAUGUGGAUGGUAUUGUGGCUGGUUUAUGUGGGGAAGAGAGGAAACAUUUGAGUUUAGCUACGGCUUAGGCUCUUUGUCGAUCCAAUAAGGGGGCAAAUAUGGUGUCUUAUGUCAUGAAAGUCUUAUGCUGUUGUUGGGAUGUCCAAAAGUCCCCUUUUUUUUAUUAUUAUUAUUAGUUUUUUGUAACCGCUGAGUAGUUUAUAAGUAAUGUAAAUAGAAUAGUUUAUAGCAAUUAUAUUAUUCA